Molecule: messenger RNA, 2298 nt
Organism: Capronia coronata CBS 617.96
Lineage: Eukaryota; Fungi; Ascomycota; Eurotiomycetes; Chaetothyriales; Herpotrichiellaceae
Product: kinesin family member 22
Exons: 2
Coding region: 1-2298 (765 amino acids)
Biological process (GO): DNA repair; microtubule-based movement; mitotic spindle organization
Molecular function (GO): microtubule motor activity; ATP binding; microtubule binding
Source: RefSeq, a predicted model, not a curated record
AUGAGUGUCAGGGUCGUUGCUCGUAUCCGGCCUCUGCUCCAGGCGGAACUAGAGAAGGACCAGAUUGUGACGAGCCACAUUGGACCAGAUGGAACACCUACCAUGAUCAAGAUCCCCAAUCCGAAGAACCUCGCCGAAGAAUUCAGUUUCCAGUUCAACAGUGUGUAUGAGCAGAGCGCGACUCAGCAAGAGAUAUAUGACGCCGAAGUCGCCCCAACAGUCAAACACCUCUUCCUCGGCUACGAUGUGACCCUAUUCGCCUAUGGCUCGACAGGAACAGGCAAAACUCAUACAAUGCGAGGCGGAAAGUCGCUCGCCGAUAGAGGAAUGAUCCCCCGUCUGCUCAGCAGCAUCUAUAGGAAGAGCCGUACAAUCGAGAAGAGCAGUAACGGAGAGACCAACGUGGCCGUGUCGAUGAGCUACUAUGAAAUCUACAACGACCGGGUAUUUGACUUGUUUGACGCACCCGAGAAGAGAACCGCCACUGGUCUGCCCAUCCGAGAGGCAGAAGGUGGCAAGACUGUCGUGGUUGGAUUGACAGAAGUGCCGUGCCGAUCGUUGAAGGAGUUUGAGGCGCUGUACGAUAAAGCCAACGCCAACCGAAGCACUGGCGCAACCAAGCUGAACUCCCACUCUUCUCGGUCGCACGCCAUUCUGUGCGUCAAGGUCACCAUCACAAGCCCUACGGAGACUAGAGUGAGCACGGCUUCGGCCAUCGAUCUGGCCGGGUCCGAGGACAAUCGAAGAACAGGAAACGGAAAGGAUAGAAUGGUCGAGUCGGCAAGCAUCAACAAGUCUUUGUUUGUUUUGGCGCAGUGUGUUGAGGCCAUCAGCAAGAAACAGCCACGGAUUCCAUAUCGAGAGUCGAAGAUGACCAGGAUCCUCUCGCUAGGUCAGAACAACGGGUUUACUGUUAUGAUUCUGAACCUGGCUCCUGUCAAAUCAUACCAUCUCGACACUCUCAGUUCUUUGAAUUUUGCGAAUAGAACGAAAAAGAUCGAGGUACGGGAGGUGGAGAACGAGCCUAUCUUCAAAGGACCGCCACGACAAACCACUGGGGGAGCCCUGGCUGGUGGAACUAUGCAGCGACAGCCUUUACGACCACUGAGCAAUGGUAUCAACGUCAAUCUCACAGCCAAUCGUGAUGCAACGACCAAGAACGAAAAGCCACCGAAGGCGUUUGCUGUAUAUUCCGAUCGCAGCAGACCUACGGCACCGAAAGGCGUUCUCCCCCCAAAGUCGUCACCACUGAAGCGCAACGCAGACAACUCCUUGCUGGGGUCUAGCCGCCCGAGCAAGAUCUCUCGGCCAACACCGAACUUCAUCCGCCGCGGACCGGAAGCAACGACACUGAGCAAAGCUUCGAUCGAGACGUUGGUCGAGCAGAAAGUGUCGGAGAUCCUGGCAGCCCGGGCAUUGAAUGCCCCCGAUCCAGCUCCGACCAAGACCGUUUCGGAAGAAGUCCAGCGACGACUGGACAGCAUCGAGAAGCGACUGGCCGGGCAAGAUGGAGAACGAGCCGAAGGCCUCAGUUAUUUGUUUAUGGCCAAACAACAUCAAGCACGGGGCGAAGAUGGAAGCGCGUUGAAGAUGUAUGAGCUGGCACGACCAUAUUUCCCCGACAAUGAGAAGUUGCAGAGCAAGAUUGACCGGCUAAGAGAGAAGUUGGCAACCAAGCGAGUCGAAGAAGAUAACGUAGGGACUAUCCCGGCACAGAAACCAACUUCGUCAAACCCCUACUCCAGAGAACGCCGUGACUACGAAAAUGAUGAUGGGGAUGAAAGUUACCACGACGAGGCAGAGGAGUCGGCAUAUCAUGAUAGCGAAGAUGACGACGACAACGACGACGGCGGAUCCUCUCACCGUGCUCGUCCGAGGAAACAAAGAGGAACUCAGGGACAGGGCCAGAGACAGAACCGUAAAGCGAGAACAUCGUCGCCCGAUCCCCUGACUCGACAUAACCUAUCCCACGCAGAUGCAAGGGUAUACACAGAUGAACAGGCAGAAUCCGAGACUGGCACCGUCACGCCUCGCACCCGGUAUCUUCUCGACGUCAUCAACUCGCGCGACGUCUCCAAGAUCAGAACUCUGAGCGGGCUCGGCGCCAAACGUGCCGAAGGAAUCAUCGAAUACUUGAAUGCUGAGGCCGAGGCUGGUGCUGGGUCUGAGGCCGAGGAUGACAUGCCCGGUAACAAUCACGACAGAUGUUUCAUGUUGAGGAGUUGGACAGACUUGACCAGGUUGCGCGGAGUGGGCAAGAAGACGCUGGAAACAAUGAGGGAGGCCGUCCUUGUUUGA